Messenger RNA from Oppiella nova, 423 nucleotides. The record is from the annotation of a GenBank genome assembly. NCBI's taxonomy places the organism in Eukaryota, Metazoa, Arthropoda, Arachnida, Sarcoptiformes, Oppiidae.
AGUAUUCAAGUAUUGACUCAAUUAGUGGUUCCAUAUCUCGAGUCAACCAAAGGAAACAUUAUUAACAUCUCAAGUGUUGGCGUAAAUAAACCCUCUGAAUGGAUAAUGGCAUACGGUAUGUCGAAAUGUGCCCUGGAUAUGUUUACCAAAUGUUUAGAGUUGGGACCCAAAGGAAUUCGUGUGAAUAGUGUUAAUCCUGCGGCUAUUCGUACGCCAAUCUGGGAAACAGUGACUGGAAAUAAAGAUUAUGUGAAUACAGUUGAAAAGCACUGUCAGGAUAACUAUCCGCUGAGACGUAUCGGUGAACCGGAAGAUGUGUCGGAAGCCGUGGCAUACCUGUGCUCACCGGUCGCCUCAUUCAUAACGGGUGCCAUUUUGAUGGUCGAUGGUGGUGUACUUCGAGCACCAAUGCUUCCUUGCUAA